Molecule: messenger RNA, 2495 nt
Organism: Filobasidium floriforme
Lineage: Eukaryota; Fungi; Basidiomycota; Tremellomycetes; Filobasidiales; Filobasidiaceae
Product: transporter ATM1, mitochondrial precursor
Exons: 11
Coding region: 142-2361 (739 amino acids)
Biological process (GO): transmembrane transport; intracellular iron ion homeostasis
Cellular component (GO): mitochondrial inner membrane
Molecular function (GO): ATP hydrolysis activity; ATP binding; ABC-type transporter activity
Source: RefSeq, a predicted model, not a curated record
GCCUUGGAUCACCAUAGAAAUCUAGAGACGUUGUUGACUAGGCUCGGAUCUCAUUUAACAAACUGGGAACGUCGACAGCAACGUUGCUCAUAGGUCCUAGCAAGAUCGUUCAGCAACGCCGCCUGAAGAGACGGGUCUACAAUGACCAUCCGAUUAGCGGCCUGCAUGGGCAGACCACCUCUUUGGUCAGCUUGUAGCGGGUCAACGGCCUGCGGUAGGCUAUCAAGAAGCUCGGGAGGGUCCUCACUGCUCGAUGCUGGACUGAGACCAUAUACGGAUCGCGCAAGAGCACAAUGGUCUCUCCGAUCGGUCGUUCCUCUUAACGAUGAAUAUCGGAAAAGCCGGCUAGCCUUAGUUCAAGCCUGUAAUGGUCUCGGACAGAAACGGUACUACCGACAACUCUCGACUCAGGAAGAUAGAACUACACAGUCAAGUGUUGUCAAGCCUGUACCAACACCUUCAAAGUCCUCUAAUGACCUUGCAAAAGAGCUGGUUACAGACGACGCCUCGAAAGUGUCAGACAAGCAACAGAGCCUGACGGACUGGAAGAUAAUAAAGCGUCUGGCAAGCAACAUCUGGCCGAAGGGAGAGUGGGAGAUCAAGGCCCGGGUCGUUGGGGCGCUGGGGCUAUUGGUUGCAGGCAAAAUACUGAACGUGCAAGUGCCGUUUUUCUUCAAGGAUAUCGUCGACGCCCUGAAUGUCGAAAUCACUGCGGACACCACUGUAUGGGUCAUCGGAGGAACCGCAAUUACUGGUUACGCACUGGCCAGGAUCUUCUCGACCUUGUUUUCGGAACUUCGGAAUGCCGUAUUCGCUAGCGUAUCCCAGAGAGCCAUUCGCCAGGUCGCAAGGAACACGUUCGCCCACCUCCUCCAUAUGGACAUGGGUUUCCAUCUGACACGGCAGACGGGUGGUCUUUUGCGGGCAAUCGACCGAGGCACCAAAGGUAUCAGCUUUCUGCUUUCGUCAAUUGUCUUUCAUGUCAUACCGACAGCUUUAGAGGUUUCGAUGGUCUGCGGUAUCUUGAGCUGGAAAUUCGGUUGGAAUUUCGCCGCCGUGACUGCUGUGACCAUGUUAGCAUACGCGUGGUUCACAAUUAAGACUACGGCCUGGCGAACAAAAUUCCGCAAGCAAGCAAAUGCUGCAGACAACAAGGGAGCGACUGUGGCUGUUGAUUCCCUUAUCAAUUACGAGGCUGUCAAGCAUUUCAAUAACGAAAGCCACGAGAUCACUAAAUUCGACAAGACGCUCAAGAACUAUGAGGACGCCUCGGUCAAAAUUUCGACCUCUCUUGCCUUGCUCAACUCCGGUCAAAACCUCAUCUUCUCGUCUGCACUCACCAUGAUGAUGUUCUUGGCCGCCCAAGGCAUUAUCAAAGGGACUAUGACGGUCGGCGACCUGGUCCUAGUGAAUCAACUGGUGUUCCAACUCUCGCUGCCACUGAAUUUCUUGGGAACCGUCUACCGAGAACUUCGUCAGAGUCUGAUCGACAUGGAGGUCAUGUACAACCUGCAGGGCGCUCAGGCCAACAUCACCGAUCGACCAGAAGCCCGACCGCUCGAGUACAAGGGUGGUGAGAUUCGGUUCGAGAAUGUCAGUUUCGGAUACCACCCGGAUCGACCCAUUUUCAAGGACAUGUCCUUCACGAUACCUGCUGGGAAAAAGGUUGCCAUCGUGGGACCAAGCGGUUGUGGAAAAUCCACCGUGUUCAGGCUCCUCUUCAGGUUCUGGGAUUCCCAUUCCGGCCGGAUCCUGAUCGAUGGGCAAGACAUCAAAGAUAUCAAGCUCGAAUCUCUUCGCAAGGCUAUCGGAGUGGUGCCACAAGAUACCCCGCUAUUCCAUUCGGAUAUACUACACAACAUCCGUUAUGGUAACCUCGAAGCGACCGAGGAGGAAGUCGUCGCGGCUGCCAAGCGGGCUCAGGUGGAUCAGACGAUUCAGAACCUGCCUGAAAAGUACCAGACCAAGGUCGGGGAGCGAGGUCUCAUGGUAUCCGGUGGAGAGAAGCAGAGAAUGGCAGUGGCAAGGCUCUUGCUCAAGAACCCCCCGAUCUUGUUCUUCGAUGAAGCGACCUCUGCUCUGGACGUGUACACCGAGACCGAGUUGAUGCGGAACAUUAACGAGACUUUGAUUGACGGAACCAGGACGAGCGUCUUCAUCGCUCAUAGAUUGCGCACGAUCGCAGAUGCAGAUCUCAUCAUCGUGUUAAGGAACGGAUAUGUGGCUGAACAGGGCACUCAUUCGGAACUGAUGGAAAUCGAUUCAGGAGUGUAUGCCGACCUUUGGAAUGCACAGUUGCACGACAGCGUGCCCACAAAAUCGGUUCCCGAGGAAGAACCGAUCAUUCAAGCUAAAGCGUAAAAAGAACAAGUACCCCCACUUUGUAGAUAGAACAUUUUACCUCGCAUGUCGUGAUGAUCGCGCAUUGAUGGAGUCGUCACGUGAUCCAACUCCCGGCAUCCGGAAUUUCUGAACGCGAGGGUACACUUUGAGCG